Molecule: messenger RNA, 1962 nt
Organism: Glarea lozoyensis ATCC 20868
Lineage: Eukaryota; Fungi; Ascomycota; Leotiomycetes; Helotiales; Helotiaceae
Exons: 7
Coding region: 1-1962 (653 amino acids)
Source: RefSeq, a predicted model, not a curated record
AUGGCUACUACCUGUGAGGAAUACAAUGUUUUUGCGCGACUGACCACCAUGAUGGUGGGAGUUGGCACCACCAACAAAAUGCCAUAUACUCGCCCCUUUGAAUUGCCGGCAUUGAAAUUGCAGCUCAGUUGCGACCCUUUCGCAACGAAUGCAGAUGACGUUCGAAGACUAGCACUUUUCGAAAGACUUACAGAUUAUAUGAUCAAGGAUAAAGUGUUGUUGCCAUGGCCCAGAGCCAGAACGGCUCCAAGUGCACAGUAUCUACUCCACCCCAGCUGUAAAGACAGACACUGGAGUAUAUCUACCCCGAACAAUCAGCUUGUCCAGAACUCUGGGUGGUAUAUAGAUUUGCUCUGCAAGCAGGCUCUUAGCGAAGCUACUAAGGAGGUUAUGAGGAAACUUGAAGCAUUCCUAGACCGAGAAGCAGUCACAGAAGUGAUUUCAGAGGCCGUGGAAGAUCCGUCAAAAGCAACCACAUUGCACCCUGCUCCGCCUCAACUCGCAGGAACCAAGCGUCGCCGAUCUAAUAGCACGGCGAGUAGUUUUUCGAGCGGCUCGGAGCCUUCAAGCCCAAUUGCAAUACUCCCAACAUCAAGCUUCAGUGGCCCUAGCAGCAAAAUUCGAAAACUGGAGAUACAAUCAGCGCCCCCUGAGCCAGUGAUAAUCAAACGAACUCCGGCCCCUGUUGAGGCUCAGCAAAUUAAAAGAAGAGAUGAACAUAAUAUUGUUUCAGAUGCUCUGAAAGAAUUGAAGACACAAUAUCCCGAUGAUGAAUUCGAAACUCAUGUCGACAUUCUCGAGACAAGGAGUAAGAAAGGAGUUUUGCACUGGGUUAUGCAACAUGUGUUCACUGGCAAACAUCUCGAGAGCGUCUACGGCAGAAUACGCAAAACUGGUAAAAUAUUUAGAAAGACUCCGGAGCACUUAUCUAGAAUGUUACGACUUGAAGAGCAACCUAGCGGCCGACGCAUUUGGCAUGAUAUUGAGCGUUACGAUCACAGUGCAACAGCACUGCAACCAUUAGACAGUGUGCUGAACGUUGAUGGAGUUACGUUGAAAACUACUAGAUCCGUUCCAAAAAAUGCGAAAAUUGAUUGGACACGAAAUUACCAACAACCCCAAGGUUUCACACUCAUUAGAGGACAAACUAUGGCUGGCCAAGCAAAACCAACUUCUCUAUUUGAACCCGCUUCGUCAACAGUGGAUGGAGCUAUCUUGGACUUUGCAAGCAAAACCGAAUUCCCGAAGUUGGACCACUCACAAAAAGCGAUUGACAAUGUGGCCGGAAGAUUUGCAGCUGCUCGCACACUUACUCCGCCAACUUCAAGUCCUGUAUCGGAAAGUUCUAAUUCAAUGGCCUCUUCGUCUGCGAAAUUGACAGAAAAGGCUUCGAAACACAAUAGCAAACUUAAGCAGAAAACCGACUCGAGGCCCUCCGAUGCUCGAAUUUCAGAUGUAAAGGACAUCUACGGCAAUAGUUGGACUUACCGCGAUUCAGAAAUAUCCUCUCUCCGACAUGAGAUCCAAGAGCUCCAAUCCCAAGCCGCCCAAAGUAGGAAAUCGAAGCACUCAGCCGAUGAAACCGCAAGAAUGCUAGGCGACAUGUUCGAUACGAACGAUAUCCAGAGAAAAGCCAUCGAACACCUGAGAAUCGACACCACUAAACGGAUGCGUGAACUCGAAGAAACUGUUACGAGACAAAGCAAGAGGAUUGCGAAGCUCAAAGCUGAGAGGAGGCAGGAUCACUUAGCGCAGCAAGAGAUUAAAAAGACCAUGAAUGCGAAGUUUGAAGCUAUGGCAAAGGAGAAUAAGAAGACGCUGGAUGCUUUGAAGAGCGCGACGGCGUUGAUGAAGGAGUCGCAGGAGACGAGUCGGAAGUUGAACGGGCAGAUUCAGAAUUUGCUGCAAAAGGCCGGGGUGGAGCGGCCCAGAAGGAUUAAGAAUGAGCCUCGUGAUUUUUAG